Molecule: messenger RNA, 588 nt
Organism: Macrosiphum euphorbiae (potato aphid)
Lineage: Eukaryota; Metazoa; Arthropoda; Insecta; Hemiptera; Aphididae
Source: the annotation of a GenBank genome assembly
AUGUCAGCAGGACGACCAAUCAAGUGUGUGGUGGUCGGCGAUGGUACAGUGGGCAAGACUUGUAUGUUAAUAUCGUAUACUACCGACAGCUUUCCAGGAGAAUACGUACCUACUGUAUUUGAUAACUACUCUGCACCCAUGGUGGUAGACAGUAUUCCUGUCAGCCUUGGUCUAUGGGAUACGGCUGGCCAAGAAGAUUACGACCGUCUAAGACCACUUUCCUAUCCACAGACUGACGUAUUUUUGGUCUGCUUUAGUGUUGCUAGUCCAUCUUCUUUUGAAAAUGUGGUUUCCAAAUGGUAUCCGGAAAUUAAACAUCACUGUCCAGACGCCCCUAUGAUUUUAGUUGGUACGAAAAUAGAUUUAAGAGAAGACAAAGAAACGUUAAAUGUUUUGUCUGAACAAGGACUGUCCCCAAUCAAACGUGAACAGGGACAAAAGUUGGCCAAUAAAAUAAGAGCUGUAAAAUAUCUCGAAUGUUCUGCAUUGACUCAAAGAGGAUUAAAACUGGUAUUUGAUGAAGCCGUAAGAGCCGUUUUACGACCAGUACCACUCAAACACCAGCAAAGGAAAUGCACUAUAGCUUAG